AUGGACCUCCGUGCGUGGCCCAGAACGAUGCCCUGUGAUCGGGCAGUGAACAUGAUGUGUAGCCCCCCUCUGCGGCCGGGACCCCUCACCACCAACUGUCCACAUCUGCAGCCAAACUCGGAGGUCGACACGACGGACGAAACACGCAAAAACCGGAGCGACCAGAGUGCAGAGGUGAAGAAGAUCCUCCGUGAGCACAUCAUGAGUCGCCAUCCCAACCUGGAGAGAGCGCCCCCUGUGGACAGAGCUGUGUUCAGAGUUCCAGUGUCUGACGCCAGUACAGGCCGCAGGACAGUGCGCCGGACGGUGUCGGAGCCGAUCCUCAAAUGGAAACUGAAGAAGAUGAGAUCAAACCCACUGCAGAGGAAGAGCAGUGCGCCCCCUGCAGUCCGGCACAGGGCUGACACCGGGUUAGAGUCUUCAGUGUCUGAGAGCAGCUCGUGUGACAGCCUGCUGAACGACAGCGCCACCACUCUGUCACAUGAGACGACCAGAGUUCUGCCGUCUCCAAAGAACUCACCCAACAUCACUCUGGGCCUCCCUGCUCAGGCCGGACCCCCCUCGCUCACACAUUUCUCCCCCCUCUUGGUGCCUCUGGACGUGGGCACAGCUCGACGUCUGCAGCCAGUGCUGAUCCUGGACCAGAGCACCGGCUUCCUGCACCAGCACUGUGUGGCCUUGCCUCCACAGCGCCCCCUGUCUGUGGGUCUCACUCUGGGCUCUCACGGACUUCUGAAGAGGACCAGGUCUGAGCCCCUCCCCUGCUCCGCCCUCUCGCUCCCCCACACGCCUCAUCACUUCUGGACCCAGUCUGGAGCUCUGGAGCGGUACCAGGCUAAAGAACUUCGGACUCAGGAGCAGACUAGGUCCAUUCCUGGUCCUGAUUCAAAUCUGGGUUCGGUCUGGAGCCGCAGACCCAGUGUGGACUCAGUCUAUGGCACCGAGUCCAACACCUCGUCCAGAGACAGUCUGACAGAAGCGGUGCACACGAGCCAGGGGCCCUGCGCACACCAGCUCUGGUCUCACCUCCCGGUGAUCCGAACGCAGUCUUCUCCGUCCUCCACAACUGUGAAUGUACCACUCAGGUUUACAACAGGGCUGGUGUACGACCCUCAGAUGCAGAGACACAGAUGCAGAUGUUCGGACUCCUCUCGUCAUAAUGAACGCCCUGAACGCACCGAAAGCAUCUGGAACAGGCUGAACCAGAGCGGCCUCCGGAGGCAGUGUGAGCUCGUGCGGAGCAGGAAGGCAACUCUGAAGGAGCUGCAGUCGGUUCAUUCCCAAAACUAUGUGAUGACGUUUGGCUCCGACCUUCAGGACCACGAGCGACUGGGCACAGACUCAGUCACCGAGAUCUUGUCCAGAAGGCUCCUGAUUCUGCUGCCGUGUGGAGGGACCGGGGUGGACAUCGACACGAUCUGGAACGAGCUGCACACGUCCACUGCAGCUCGAGUGGCGGCAGGCAGCGUUACCGACCUCGCCCUGAAGGUGGCGCUGGGGGAGCUUCAGAACGGCUUCGCUCUGGUGCGACCUCCGGGACAUCACGCCACACACUCCUCUCCUCUCGGCUUCUGUUACUUCAACUCUGUGGCCAUCGCCGCCAAACAAGUCCUACAGAAACUCAACCUCAACAAGAUCCUCAUCCUGGACUGGGACGUUCACCAUGGCAACGGGACGCAGGACGCCUUCUACAGCGACCCUCGGGUUCUCUACAUGUCUUUGCACCGGUACGACCAAGGAGGCUUCUUCCCCGGCAGCGGACACCCUGAUGAGGUGGGAGCAGGAGCUGGAGAAGGCUUUAAUGUGAACGUGGCCUGGACCGGGGGACUGGACCCCCCGAUGGGAGACGCAGAAUACCUCGCUGCUUUCAGGGCGGUGGUGAUGCCCAUCGCACAUGAGUUCAGUCCAGACCUGGUUCUGGUCUCAGCCGGGUUCGACGCCGCAGAGGGGAAUCCGGACGAGCUCGGGGGAUAUAAGGUCUCAGCCAAAUGCUUCGGCUUCCUCACGCGUCAGCUCAUGUCUGUGGCCGGGGGCAGAAUGGUGCUGGUGCUGGAGGGAGGGCAUCAGGUGCAAUCUCUGUGUGACUCUGCAGAGGCCUGUGUCCGCGCUCUGCUGGGGCACGAGAUGGAGCCGCUGCCGUCCUGUGUCCUGGAGAGGAAGCCGUGUGCAAAUGCCGUCCAAUCACUGCAGAGCGUCGUACAUGUGCAAAGUGAAUACUGGAGCAGUCUCCUGGACACGUCCUCAUCUCUGUCCAUGUCCUACUCAGAAGGGCAGAGGUCCAGAAUUCAUAGAGACCUAGACUCGGAGACGGUCCAGGCCAUAGCUGCUCUGUCUGUGCAUCCUCUUCACUCAGACAGGAGGCAAGACUCAGGAGAAGAGUCCAUGUGA
Molecule: messenger RNA, 2388 nt
Organism: Knipowitschia caucasica
Lineage: Eukaryota; Metazoa; Chordata; Actinopteri; Gobiiformes; Gobiidae
Source: the annotation of a GenBank genome assembly